AAAGAGGUGAAGGACCGGUGGGGUCCGUGAGAUGCCUUGUAGGUGGCGCCAUCCAGUCGCGAGGCGUUCGCCGGGCAGGGUGGAGGUGGCUGCGUCGUCCGCAAGGAUACGUGGUCGGUUGCCGCGACGCCGCCGCGGUUCGCGCAAGCACAGGUACGAAGUGCGCGCGUUUUCGAGGCGGUAUCACGAAAAGCGCAGGAGUGGCGUUUCUACGUAUCGUUCCGAUAUCACUGCUACGGUCCAUCGUUGACGUGCAGUGAGUAGUAGGAGGUUCGUGGCAUCGGUGGAAAGAGAGGAAAGACCAAGAAAGAAGAGGGAAGGAAAGAGAUAGAGCGCGGUUCUAUCGCGCGGUGCAGUGCGAAAAGUGUUCGCGAAGGGGGCCCUUGCUUCCUCCCGUGUGUAGGUGUGCGUGCGUGUGCCAAGAGCGAGAGCACGUAAGAACGUUAACUAGUGACACACGGUGCUGGAAAAGGGAGAGAGAAAGACGAAUAAACACGGACCGCCGGAUAAUACUUGUGUACGGUGUGCGGGUUUCGUGAAGGUGCGUCAAAUGACAGUGAGGUGAUCAAUGUGCUCGAAACAUGGCUGAGGAGCUGGUGGUCACCCUGAACCGCGGCGACUCGUCCGGAUUCGGGUUUUCGCUCCUCGGUACCGCGGGUUUGCCGCACGUCAUCUACGACAUCGUUGAGAAUUCGCCGGCAGCGAAGAGCGGCAAGGUCGAGGCCGGUGACGUCAUACUCAGGGUGAACGAAGUCGAUGUCAACCGAUUCAGUACUAAAGAAGUGCUGAAAUGUCUGCGGCUCUCGUCGGACCCCGUCACCCUGAAACUGCGAAGGGAUCCUGCGAUAAAAGCUCACGUGCGCCGGCUGUUGUCACCGGGUCAGCCGACAUGCGACGAGACAGACUCGUCCAAGAUCUCCCACGAGGCGACGACCCUCGCGAAUAACCCCAGGCCCGUGUCGUCCAGCAAUGACGAGGACACGGAGCCGAGGAAACCGGGGACACCGGAACUUCCGGGUGGAUCUCCGCAGGAACCGACCGGCGCGACGCAGUACACGACCAGAAGCAACGGCUCCUAUAGCGACGCGUCUGGUUCCUCCGAGUUGGAGGCGCUGCUUCCGCCGGUCGACAGCUUCAAGGAGGAAGAACGUGCCCAGUGGGAGCCGCUCUCCGGCGACAAGUUCUCCAGGCAGAAGAACACACCGAGGUUCGAAGCCUACAUGAUGACCGGCGACCUAAUGCUGAACCUGUCGCGCACCCAGCAGAGCAGCGGUCUGCUGCCGAAGCACCAGAAGAAGGUCGACUCGCUGAGGUACAACAAUCAUCACACCCACCAUCACCAUAAUCACCACAAUCACCACCAUCAUAACUCGGUACCCACCAGUCCUAACGAGAUGCUGGGCCAUCACCGUGCUUACAAGUGCACCGGUUCGAACUCGGCCAGCACCUCACCGGUCGGGAUCAGCAAGCGUGAGAGCGGCCAGUGUCCGGGCCAGAGCGAUAAUAGCAAACAAAACGCCGCGAGUUUCGGUUAUUCGAGCGGCUUCGUACGCACCUCGCGCUCCGAGGACCACUUGCAAUUCCAAAAGGACCCGUCGAUGAGCGCGGUGGACAUUGACAUUGACGACGACGUCACGUCCAGCCUGAACACCCUGUUGGACACGCGGCCGGACAGCGGCCAGGGCCUGUCCAGCGAGCGGAUCGUCUGGACGUACAACGCGCCAGUCAGCUCGCCGUCCGCCUCGGAGCGCACCUCCUGCUGCCAAAACGGUAGCUCCUCACAAUCCUCGUCGAGUAGCUCCUCGACCGAGGGCACUAGUCCCCAAAGAUCCUUAUCGCCAACCUCCCCUACCUCGGUCUCGUCCUCCGUCAUGUCCUCCAAUUCUGGAUCCCGUAGGUUCCCACCGCCGGUACCCACGGGCACCAGCGCGGCAGCCCUGGGCCCCUCCGGCGACGGGACCACCUCCUCGGCCUCCGGCCUUCAUCCCACCAACGGUGACCUCAGCCAGUCCGAGGCCAUCAGCAACAUGUCCAGUCCCGACUACAACGACGAGGAGACUAUGGACAUACUCAGUGCACGCGAUAUCAUGAUGGUCAGUGAUCCCAGUGACAGUGACUCGACGAUACUCGCCAGCGAGCCACCCCAGAGGAGGCUCAAGACAGCUGCUGCCACCUCGGUUGCGCCUGCGACCAACGCGUAUGCACCGGGCCAGGAGAACACCGAGCAUAGGAUAGUGAUACAGGUGAAGGGGCCUGACAAGGACGCCGCUGCGGCGAGGAACACGAGUCCCAGGCAGAACCGGCGACGGGGCAACCUCAGCAAUCCGGAACUCGUGCCCACGUCUGCCACCGCGCAAAGCACCGUGCAGCGACCCACUAAUAACACCGCCGGGAACGUCACGCCUGAGUUCGUCGGCUAUCAGGAGCUGAAGGAGAGCGAGGACGAGAACGAAGCUCUGAACAUCGGGUGCUACGAGGACAAACACGGGGGUGCGUCGCCACCGCAGUCCGCCGACGAGGAGAGCGAUAUCGAAAGUCUGCACAGCUUCCAUUACAGUCCUAAAGCGGUGGACCUACCAUCGGCAGUUCGAUUGGCCAAAAGGCUGUACAGCUUGGACGGCUUCAAAAAGUCUGACGUCUCUAGACACCUUAGCAAAAACAACGACUUUAGUAGAGCGGUAGCCGAAGAAUACUUGAGAUACUUCAGCUUCGAACGGGACACGCUGGACGUAGCUCUCAGAAAGUUCCUUGCCCAGUUCUCUUUGACUGGGGAGACCCAGGAAAGGGAGAGGGUUCUUGUACAUUUCUCCAAGAGAUUUCUCGAUUGUAACCCUGGCGCUUUCAAAUCUCAGGACGCUGUUCAUACUUUAACCUGUGCUAUCAUGCUGCUCAAUACGGACCUACACGGUCAGAAUAUCAGCAGAAAGAUGUCGUGUAACGAUUUUAUUGAGAACCUCUCAGGAAUGAACGACCACAGUAACUUCCCCAGAGAGGUACUGAAGCAGCUUUACAACGCCAUCAAAUCAUUCCCCUUGGAAUGGGCCCUGGAUGAGGAAGGGGAUGAAACUGCGAAUCAGGCGAUUCAACAGGGUGACGGUCCAGCGAUAUCUGGUACCGGAAAUCCGUUUCUCGAUGUGCCAAAUAUUACGGGUGCUACGGAGUUCAAGAAGGGAUAUGUUAUGCGGAAAUGCUGUUUCGAUUCCAAUGGAAAGAAAACACCGUUCGGGAAACGCGGCUGGAAGAUGUAUUAUUGUACAUUGAGGGAACUUGUAUUAUAUUUGCACAAAGACGAGCAUGGCUUCCGUAACGAUAGUUUGCACAACGCGAUACGCAUUCAUCACGCAUUAGCCACCAUAGCAUCUGACUACACGAAGAAAGAACACGUCUUCAGGUUACAGACUGCUGAUCAAGCAGAGUAUCUCUUCCAAACGAGUGAUUCCAAAGAACUGCAGUCGUGGAUUGACACAAUCAACUUCGUGUGCGCCAGUUUUUCUUGCCAGCCAUUAGCAGAAGCGGUGGGUUCUCAACGAAAAUUUCAACGACCUCUACUUCCUUGCAGCCACACGAAAUUAUCUCCUAGAGAACAGUUACGGGACCAUGAGGAAAGGGUGAACAAGUUGGAAGCUGAGCUGGAGGAGCACAGACGACAUCCACCUGAGAGGGGAGCUAAAGCUCUCACUGUACAGAAUUAUAAGGAAAAAGAUGCCUACUUACAUCAUGAGCUGAAGAGGUAUAAGACGUAUGCGUACCUGUUACGGUCCAGAUUGGCGUUCACAGAGAUGGAACCAUCGCUGGUGGAGAGCUGUAUCGGCGAGGUAGACGAGGGAAGCGGGUCGCUGCUGAACUCAGACGUGGCAUUGGUACCGCCGCCUGUUCCCGAUCGGCCAGCCAUAAAUAGGUACAGUUACAGGGCUGCCAUUUACAACCGUAAUCUGCUAAACGGUCAGGACUACGGCGGGGACAUUGGUUGACGUGUGAUGGGUGUCUUUUCAGCAUGUGUGGUCUAAUCUGACCUGCAUACGCAGGCAGAAGCAACAGCUGAAAUUCGGAAGAGAAUAUUAAUGAAAAAAUACCUAACGAUGUAUCCGACGCAUCACUUGUUAAGUACUGUACUUUACCGUACCGUGUACUCACCAUUCUCUUUUACUAUAUUUAAUCGUAAUCUUAUCAGCGGCCAUUAAAAGAAAAAACCGGUAGUGCUAGCAUUCGU
Messenger RNA from Eufriesea mexicana, 4210 nucleotides. It is a transcript of the gene Efa6, whose product is annotated as Exchange factor for Arf 6. Gene Ontology annotation, biological process: regulation of ARF protein signal transduction. The record is from RefSeq and is a predicted model, not a curated record. Gene Ontology annotation, molecular function: guanyl-nucleotide exchange factor activity; phospholipid binding; protein binding. Lineage: Eukaryota; Metazoa; Arthropoda; Insecta; Hymenoptera; Apidae. The coding region runs from base 582 to 3971 and encodes 1129 amino acids. The transcript has 13 exons.